AUGGUUCCUCCUCCUCUUCUGCAUCAUCAGGUUUCAGAACUUGGCAUCAGUUUUGAUCACAUCCGGCAGAAUAUGCUGACAGUGUUGAACCCUUCUGAACCUGCAGAUGACAGCAUUAUGAAUGAGACUGAUCUGACAGGUCCAAUCCUCUUCUGCAUCACACCGGGGGUCUGUUUAAUGAUGGCAGGUAAAGUUCACUUUGGUUAUGUAUAUUGGUUCAGUGCUACAGCCUGUAUUGAGAUGUAAUUCCCGAGUCUGAUGAGUUCCCUGGUGGUGUCUUACGGCUGUGUGGCCAUUGUCCAGGGCUACUGCCUCCUGCCCAUUGUGGCCCUCCCCACAUUUACUGUCUUCUACUCUUUGCAGUAAAUUCUUUCAGUGGUUGUGUAUAUUUCUGUUUCUACAUGUCAUCAUCAUUCCUCCAAGAUCUUCAUCUCCACCCUCACUAUUGAAGGCCAGCAGCUGGUGGUGGAUUACCCAUGUGCCCUGCUCUAUGGGCUCUUUGUACUGCUCACUGUAUUUUAA
Messenger RNA from Xiphias gladius (swordfish), 522 nucleotides. Its product is annotated as protein YIPF7-like. The record is from RefSeq and is a predicted model, not a curated record. Lineage: Eukaryota; Metazoa; Chordata; Actinopteri; Istiophoriformes; Xiphiidae. Gene Ontology annotation, biological process: vesicle fusion with Golgi apparatus; endoplasmic reticulum to Golgi vesicle-mediated transport. Gene Ontology annotation, cellular component: trans-Golgi network.